CACACACACACACACAGAGACACUCACUCACACCCACACGCACACACGCACAUACAUACGUACGCACACACCGCCUACUCCCUUUUCUAUCCCUCUAUCUCCUCGGGGUGCACGUACCAACCUCCUCUUGGGAGUGUUUGGUGCGUGAGAUACGGAGAGCGUACGGAUAGAAUACGAAGAAUGCACGGAAAGAGACGCAGCCGGUGCGACGGGCGAGUGAGGACGCCCGACAGACUGAAGAGCUGAGUAUGACGAGUGCACGAGGCUCUGGAGUAGUCGUGACUUCGAUUCUCGCACAGAAAAGUAUAAUCGCUUGGACCUGCGCGGCCGCUGACCUGCCACAUCGUCACGACGUGCGGCGCGAGGCGGGGCGUCUUCAUCUCUUUCUUUUUGUUUUUCCUAGCUUUUUAUUUUUCUUUUCUCCCCAGGAUGGCAAAGGCAAAAAAAAAAAUGGGCUCAAAACGUCCAUGUUGACGAGUUCCAUUUCCGGACAUGCAUGGCUGCGAGGGCUCCCAAGAACAGCAUGUCUCUUGUUCUUUUUCCAACUGCGUAACGUUUGUUGUAAUGUGACAGCUCGCAAAUAAUAGGCCACAAGGGGAGUGCAUUGGGAAUGUAGCUGCGCUACUCCGUACACGCUACCACACUCUACGACACUACACUGAUCGAUCAAGUCCGCGACUGGCAGAGAACAAUAAUGGGGACACCGUUGUCUUCAGCAUCUUGGUUGAGCCUAAGUCGAUAUUGCUAAUAAUAGUCACGCGGAACCGUCACAUGAAAGUAUUUUUUAUUUUUUGACAAGCAAAUGGCGGCUUCUGUCAAACGUUCGACGCCUAGAGUUGGCCCACACCUGUUGCGCAUAGACGGAGCACGCGCGCGAUGACAGUCGAUUGGAUCAGAGCAAAACGUCUG
Verruconis gallopava is the source of this 909-nucleotide messenger RNA. RefSeq lists its product as uncharacterized. The coding region runs from base 249 to 584 and encodes 111 amino acids. The transcript has a single exon. The record is from RefSeq and is a predicted model, not a curated record. NCBI's taxonomy places the organism in Eukaryota, Fungi, Ascomycota, Dothideomycetes, Venturiales, Sympoventuriaceae.